Messenger RNA from Closterium sp. NIES-65, 2583 nucleotides. The record is from the annotation of a GenBank genome assembly. Lineage: Eukaryota; Viridiplantae; Streptophyta; Zygnematophyceae; Desmidiales; Closteriaceae.
AUGCUUCCGCUGCUCGUCUCCCCGCUAGCGCGCGCGGAAUCCGCGCUUCUCCGCCGCCCUGCGCCUCCCCCUGCAACCGGCGCGCCCGCGGCCGACCAGGAUGUGAUAUGGGAGCUCCACGGUGACAGGUGGCGGCGCCUGAUUGGCGGAGACAGUAGCAGCAGCAGCAGCGCAAGCAGCAAUAGGGGGAAGGGCCAGCUAAGGGUGGAAGUUGAAUUGGAAGGCGAGGAAGCUGCUAACGCGUACGAGGAGGAACACGGACGCGUUGUAAAGGGGAUCGUUACAAGCACGGGGAAUGGCAAUGGGAAGGCCGCAGGGGGUAGGGUUUUAGCGGGGGAGGAGGAUGAGCGGAGCAGAGGGGGGGAUAUGGUUGCGCGGGUGGUGAGGGGAGUGAAAGCGGCGGUGGUGAGAUGGAUGUUACCAGAGGGUUAUCCCGAUAGUGUGACUCCUGACUAUAUGGAGUACACAGUGUGGCGCAUGCGGCAAACAGUGGCGAGCGAAAUGAACCACGUGCUUACAACGCAGGCAAUGCUGUACGCAGUGGGGCUGGGCAAGGGCGCCAUCCCAGCAGCAGCCGCGGUCAACUGGGUCCUAAAAGACGGGCUGGGCUACGCUGCAAAAGUCACGCUCUCCCAGUUCGGCCGCCAUUUCGACGUCUCCCCCAAGCGCUCGCGCCUGCUCUCCGACCUCGUUGAGAACCUCUCCGCCUCCCUCGAGCUCCUCACAGCCACCUUCCCGCAGUACUUCGUCCAGCUGGCCGCUGCAGCCGGGGCAGGGUUCUCUGCUUCCAGCCUCGUGCAGAGUGCCACGAGAAACCGGUUUUACGCCGGGCUGGCAGGCAGAAGAAAUUUCGCCGAGAAUCUCUCCGCUUCCCUCGAGCUCCUCACGGCCACCUUCCCGCAGUACUUCGUUCAGCUGGCCGCCGCUGCCGGGGCGGGGUUCUCUGCCUCGAGCCUCGUGCAGAGUGCCACGAGAAACCGGUUUUACGCCGGGCUGGCAGGCAGAAGAAACUUUGCCGAGGUGCUAGCACGUGCAGAGGCACAGGGCAUGGUGAGCAAGACAUUGGGGAUGGCCCUGGGUAUCGCCAUCGCUCCACACGUCUUGGCGCGGGCAGAGGCACAAGGCAUGGUGAGCAAGACAUUGGGGAUGGCUCUAGGCAUCGCCAUUGCUCCUCACGUAGGCACCAGGGGUCAUCUGCUGUGGCUGAUCCACGCAUGCCCUGCUGUCCGGCCCACCCAUGUGAUUGUACUUCACUUUCUGCUCCUCCCCUUCCUCUCCCCACAGGUGCUAGCACGUGCAGAGGCACAGGGCAUGGUGCUAGCACGCGCAGAGGCACAGGGCAUGGUGAGCAAGACAUUGGGGAUGGCACUAGGCAUCGUCGUUGCUCCUCACGUGGGCACCCGGGGCCCUCUACUGUGGGCAACUCAUGGCCUGCUGUCCGCCGCCCACCUGUUUUGCAACUACCGCUCGUACAAGGCCGUUCAACUCAGGACGCUCAACCCCUUCAGAGCAGAUAUUGUCCUGGCAGAGUACGUGACCAAUGGCAGGGUGCCAGGUGUCAUCGAAGCGUCCCCUCCACCUCUCCCCGGCACAGGUAGCGAGAACUGGAUUGAGUUCGGAGUGCCCUUGGCAAGUAGGCAGCAGUGGCUCACACAGACAGACGUCUCAACACUCCCUUACUCCCAUUCCACCCGAACCCCCUCCCCUCCUCCCCUUUCCAGGCCUCUCCCCCUCCUCGUCCAGGCACAGGCAGCGUCUCCUCCACCCCUUCCCGGCACAGGGAGUGAGAACUGGAUCGAAUUUGGGGUGCCCUUGGCCGCAGUGGCGCACACAGAGCGGGAGGCUGAGACCAUGGCUGAUAUAUUCCGAGGAGAGAAGUACCUGCUUGGGAGGGACGAGCGUACGGGGCAGAUGCAGUGGGAGGAGGCAGAGGCGGUGGCUGGGAUGGGAUAUGCCGAGGAGAGAAGUACCUCCUUUGACAGGACGAGCGUAGUGUUGAAGGAAGGAGCACUCCCUCGGGACUUCCUCAGAGCGGCCCUGCAAGCCGCCUACCUCCGCACUCUAUCUCCACACGUCCUCUGCCCCACCAUUCAUUCCCUCGCCCCCCAAGCGCGCACCCACGUCCAAGCCCGCGCCGCCGAGUUUUCCUCCUUGGGGAAGCAGAUCAAGGUGCUGCAUGCUCUCCUCUUCCCCUCACAUCUAUUCCUUCUCCUCUCAUCCCCAUGCCUUCUCACCCUGCAACCACCAUCCAUGCAGGUAGUGUUGAAGGAGGGGGCACUCCCAAGGGAUUUCCUCAGAGCGGCCCUGCAAGCCGCCUACCUCCGCACCCUCUCUCCACACGUCCUCUGCCCCACCAUCCACUCUCUCGCACCCCAAGCGCGCACCCACGUCCAAGCCCGCGCAGCCGAAUUCGCUUCCUUGGGGAAGCUAGAGGUGCUGCAUGCUUCGUAUGACCGCAUGGCUGCGGGGUUUGAUGGGUUGUGUGAGGCGCUGAGAGCGAAUGGGUGGCGCUGUGACGAUGGCUUGUUGGCUCGGCCAGGAGACUGGCGACUGCUGCUGGCACCUGAGGAGAAGAGGAAAUGA